Acanthopagrus latus (yellowfin seabream) is the source of this 2251-nucleotide messenger RNA. Its product is annotated as class II histocompatibility antigen, B-L beta chain-like. The record is from RefSeq and is a predicted model, not a curated record. The transcript is spliced from 5 exons. The coding region runs from base 224 to 1015 and encodes 263 amino acids. Gene Ontology annotation, biological process: antigen processing and presentation of exogenous peptide antigen via MHC class II; immune response; positive regulation of T cell activation. Gene Ontology annotation, molecular function: MHC class II protein complex binding. Gene Ontology annotation, cellular component: MHC class II protein complex; membrane. NCBI's taxonomy places the organism in Eukaryota, Metazoa, Chordata, Actinopteri, Spariformes, Sparidae.
CCAAGCUGGCCACAUUCUGGCUUUGCCCAUUUCUCUCCGAUCAAAUAACUUUGAGCGUGACAACAAAAGCUGAAAGACCUGUUCCUCUCAGUGUUGCUCAUGCAGGAACAGUAGUGACAUUUAUUAUACAAGAAAGGAGGAGGAAGUCUCGAGAGGCUUUUAGGAGCUCGAUUGAGUCCGAAAGGCUUUUCCGCAGCCAGCGAUCAACUUUAUGUUGUAGAAGAUGGGACUUUAUUUUCUGUACAAACUGACAGUCUGUGCUGCUUUACUCUGCACGGCACCAGCAGAUGGUUAUGUGUUUCAGGGGAUGUAUGACUGUGAGUACAGUGAUGACAUGAAGGACAUGGUCUUCUUUGUGAAAAAUGUGUUCAACCAGAAGCUCUGCACCAUAUAUGACUCUCGGGUCGGGAAGUAUGUUGGCUUUGCAGAACACUGCAUCAAGGAUGCAGCUCAUUACAACAAUCAGGCUUGGAAAAUGACAUUAAGAAGAAUUCAAGUGGAGACUGUUUGCAAAUACAACGCAAGACUGUUCAUAAAAAGCACACUGGAGAGAAACGUGCCUCCAAUUGUCAAAGUCCAUCAGACCAAGCCAGCUGACUACGGGGAGAGGUCCAUGCUUGAGUGCAGCGUCUGGGGGUUUUUCCCCAAGGAAGUGAGUGUGAGCUGGCUGAGAGACGGGGUCGAGGUCACCACGGAUGUGGCGUCGACAGACAUCAUGGCCAACGGGGACUGGAGCUACCAGCUUCACUCUUAUCUGGAGCUCACACCCAGAAGAGGGGAGAGGGUGACCUGCAGGGUGGACCACCGGAGCCUGAGAGCCAGUCUGGAGGUGGACUGGGACAGCUCUGCACUGGACGCCAAACGCCUGAAGAAGGCGGUGGGGAUCAUCUUCUUCUUUAUCGGCGUCGUUGUAGCCGUCAGUGGAGCGGCUUACUAUUGGUGGAAACAGAGGUUUGACUUCAGCCCAUUAAGCAGCCAAGAACUGACAUCUCCAGGUGAUCUGCCAGAAUCCUAGAGAGGGCAAUGCUGGAAUGAAUGAAACAUAAUAACGCUCAGCAAAGGAUUUGAAUUAGGUUAUAUUAAAAAGCAUUAAAGAUGGAAAAGAAAGAGAAAACAGUCCCCUUCAGCAUGCUGCUGUUACUAACCUACAGUGGGAGGAGACAAACGGCAUCGUGGGAAAAUGACAACUGGCCCCAGGACACCGAAGCUCCUCCUUUAUCAUUUGUGUCAACAAAGGACUCGGCUGACAUAUUAUCCAUCAAAAAAAAGUGCCAUAAAUAGUUCUGACUUUGUGAUGUGAUCAUUUCUUAGGAGGAAUGUCUCACCUGCAAAAACAGCUUCACCUUGAAAUAAGAGUUAUGAUGUCAUGUCUGUCUAUGUCUGUACGUACUGUUCUGAAUCACAGUUGAAGGAUAAAGAACAUUCGUUAACCUAUUACAUUAAAAAAAAAGUAGAGGAUUUUUAAAUUGCAAACUCAAGUAACUGUUAACUUGACAUUAAAGUUAGCCUAUACAUUUCAGUAGCCUAUGAUUACAGCUACUCAAGUACAAUUUGGAGGUAUUUGUGCUUUACUUGAGUAUCUUUAAGGUGCUUUUUGUGAGAAAAGUUUUUUUUUUUUUUUUUGUUUUAAUGACACUUUGGGAUGGCAGCCGACCCGCUCUACAACCCCAAAGUGUCAGGUAUUUACGAGUUGGGAGAUGUUCCAACUCAUGAUGAUUCAGUUCUGGAUGAAUGGUGCCUACAUUACCCAGAAUGCAACAUAACCACUGAGUGACAUCACUGGCGGGAAUUUAUCAGAUUACGUACAGCUUCUUCUGGAGCCACAAAAUGCUUUAUACUACUUUUUUCCAUAUAUACUGUGUAGUAGAACUCCCCAAGACCUGUAAACACACUUUAAUGGGCAAAACUGGUGGAGUUGCCCUUUAAGUGUCUUGAUUAGUACCAUCUUUGUACUGUCCUAAACAUGCAGAUACUGUAGGAGAAUAUGUAUCUCUUUCAUGUUAAUGUGUGAAAAUGUGUGCAUGAAUACACAGACGGCUUUAUCAGUGACACUUUUAUCUGAAGUAAAAGGCCGUUUAUCUUAUUUCAGUAAAAAUGGGCUUUCUCAGUUUUUAUCUGACAGCAGCGAUAAGAUGUGACGUCUGGGCUCAUCUGGGCGAAACGAAAUAAACAGUUUCCACCUUUUCUACUAAUCUCUUAUUCACUGGCACCACAAUUCUCAAUCUAUAUGUUAUUAAUCUUGGAAAACAAC